This is a messenger RNA of Galleria mellonella (greater wax moth), 951 nucleotides long. Its product is annotated as ADP-ribosylation factor-like protein 6-interacting protein 4. NCBI's taxonomy places the organism in Eukaryota, Metazoa, Arthropoda, Insecta, Lepidoptera, Pyralidae. Bases 298 to 801 code for a protein of 167 amino acids. The transcript has 3 exons. The record is from RefSeq and is a predicted model, not a curated record.
UUUAGGUUGUCAAAAAAAAGUCAAUAUUACAUCUCUAUAUUCUGGAUUUUAUUAAUACGAAAAAUAUCAAAGAAAUUCCAGAAAUAAUUUUAUUUACAAUAUAAUAUAUAUAAAGCGAUUCAGGAUUAAUCGCUUAAAUUAUCAAUGUCGGCAGUGUUGACGUGAAUUAAAAUUAUUGUGUUGAUUUCAAUAGUACAAGAUCAGUAUUAUUUCGAAAGGUCGAGUUAUUGAUAUAUCAAUUAUUGUAAAUAAAUAUAUAUUUAUUAUUUGUGGUGUUGUAAUGUGAGCUAAUAAAAAAUGGGAAAAGAAAAGUCUAAGAAACGAAAACGGUCUACAUCCGAUGACGACUCUAGUUCGAGUAGCUCGAAUUCUUCCCAGGAAAAAAAGAAACUACGUAAAUUAAAAAAGAAAUUAAAGAAAGAACAAAAGAAAACUGAAAAAGCUUUAAAAAAGAAGCUAAAGGAGGAGAGGAAGAAGCUUAAAAAGAGAUAUAGAAGUAAGAGCCCUAGUAGGAGUCGCGAUGAGGAACAAAAAACAGAUGAAGCACCGGCUGACAUCCCUUUAGAUUUGAUGGAAAAAUCAAAAGCCAUGGCUCCUAUGACCAAAGAAGAGUGGGAACAACGUCAGAGUGUUGUACGUAGGGUCUUGGAUGAAGAAACUGGCAGACACAGGUUAAUAAAAGGUGACGGGGAGGUUUUAGAAGAAAUAGUCUCAAAGGAGAGACACAAACAGAUCAACAAACUGGCUACAAGAGCAGAUGGAGAGUUUUUCCAGUUGCAUACUGUUAAUAAAAAAAUUUAAUGCCUAGUUUAUUGUCUAUGCAAUUAAGGCAUAUAAUGCCACAUUUCUAAUAAGCAUUGACAUAGUGAGUUAGCAAUGGAUGUUUAUCUUUUUUAAUAAUGGCAAUGGUCCUGUAAGAAUUCCAUAAAUAUAUUUGAAGCUUCCUUCCAA